AGUCUGGCUGCGGAGGUCAAAACUACCAUAUUACCUCAGAAACCUGGGAGACAUCAGCUGCUGGGCAAGAAUCAAUCAAUGUGCUUACUGCAAGGACGAGGGGCCCCCAUAGACCCUCUGCCAAGACUUGGGCCCACAUCGCUCUGUAUCCUGCACUCGGAUGGGUCGUGGACUCAGACACCCCCGCAACCCCACCCCUCCAAAGCGUUCUACCCUGUCCAGCGCGACCGAGCCGCAGUGGCGCUGCCUCCGCCUGGCCACCAGGGGGCCCCAGGCCAACAGGAAGUCCUCCAAGUGUCCAUCUCUAUGAUCACCGAGGCAGCCGGAGCGACCCGGAAGCCGCGGUUGGAGAAGGGAGCAGUGCUUCCGGGUAGGAGUGAGGUGACCCCGUCCGCCGCAGGCCCCUGCGGUGGAACUGCCAUGGGGGCCCACCUGGUCCGACGCUACCUUGGCGAUGCCUCGGUGGAGCCCGACCCGCUGCAGAUGCCCACCUUCUCACCCGACUACGGCUACCCCGACCGGAAGGAGCGAGGCACAAGGAGCACAGACUCUAACUCCCAGAGUGGGCACCUCAGGAGAGACACGGGUUCUGUCUGCGGCGAACUCAGCCCAGGGGAGACAGGGGAACCUGCGGAUCAGAGGGUAAGGGGUGGGUACGGGGUGGGGGCCGCCAAGGCUGGCUUCAGGAGGCAGAGACAGGGAGGGGCAUGAAUUAGGGGCUGACCUGAGCCUCCAGAUGUCUGCCCUCCUAAGCCCCUGCUCCACUAGUGUGGCCAACCCAAAAGGCCUGGCAGCACCUGCCUUUGCUGAGUGAGUCGUCUCCUGUCCUCUCCUGGUUGCCUCCCUGCUGGAGCCUUGAUGUUCUCAGCCUGCCUGGCCCUUCGCUGUCCCUCUCACUUCCUGGCCACUUAGGCGCCUCUUGCUUUUCUUCUCCUUUUUUGUAGGACUGGGGAUUGAACCCAGAGUCUUCACGCUGAGCUACCCUCCCACUCCCACA
Fukomys damarensis (Damara mole-rat) is the source of this 997-nucleotide messenger RNA. It is a transcript of the gene Ndufb7, whose product is annotated as NADH:ubiquinone oxidoreductase subunit B7. Gene Ontology annotation, cellular component: mitochondrion. NCBI's taxonomy places the organism in Eukaryota, Metazoa, Chordata, Mammalia, Rodentia, Bathyergidae. The record is from RefSeq and is a predicted model, not a curated record. The transcript is spliced from 3 exons. Bases 79 to 711 code for a protein of 210 amino acids.